AUUUUAAGAUUUCUGCUAUCACAAGUUGAAAUUCCUCAUUUCACAUACAAUAAAUUUUAUAGCAAGCAGUAUUUUAAUUUGCUGUGACUUUCCACCAAAGGAAAACAAACGGACUUCCGUCUGUUGUAGUCAUGGCGCCGUUUCAAACUGUUGUCAAUGUUAUUGACAUGUAAAACGACUUCUCAUGUACUUUAUUCAGCGUCUACCGAGUUUCUCUUUGUUAAUUACUUGAGUCCCGUACAAUUUGGAACAAGUAGUAAUCAGCGAGGGCAAAAAUGGCUGACUGGACUUUGUUGGGUUUAACUUGAUGUUCGCGAAAUUACGUUAGGUUAUGUAGCCCGCCAAUGCUAAUCAUCGUUAGCAGAGGAGCUCAAUAAUUGUUUACUGUUUAAACAUAACUUAGUGGACGCUUUCAAUGCAAUGACCGCCGAAUUCUUGCAGAGUGCUCCGAUUUUUUCCCUGGGACAGAAGAGUUGGGACAGAGACUGGGUCGACGUUGGCUCCACGCGCGACGCUCGAGGACCUUUAACGACCAAAACCUCCCAAACGAAGCUGUUGUUCAACGAGAACAUCCCAGCAUGCACCACCAACCGGGCCACCCAUGCAGGGCCUCCAGCUCCCAUCCUGAUAGAAAGACUGCUUCCUCGUACAGAAGUGCAGGAGAGUGUGGACAGCAACAAAAGCUCACUGAACUUCACCACGCUCUCAGAGGAGAAGCUUCAGGCUGCUGUGAAACUGGCCAAGAGAGAUCUAAGACGGAGGCACCGCGAGUCACUGAGAAAAGUCCCAGCGAAACCUUCCCAGGAGGAGUCCCUCUUUGAAACAAGUAAUGUGGAGCUGCUCCAGGAGUUAGCAGCCACUCCGAGUAAAACAAACUAUAAAGCCUCAAGUCCAAAAGCAAAGGUGUAUCAGGCCAGCAUCGUAAAGGAUGGUUCCAGGAAAAAUCCAACCUUGUCCGUGCCCCAUGUUGGUCAGUCUCCUCCAACCAGGGGACCUGGCCAUAGGCAGGUGGAACGAGGCAAACAGACUCCCCUGAGCAACGAGAUCCGCAAACUGCAGAAUGAGCUGGAAGUGUAUAUUCAGAAAGUGGAGGAGCUAGCUAACAGAGGAGAGAAAAUAACGGAGCCAUUGGAACCUGAGGAGCAAAGCAAGUUGGAAAUACGCAGACAGAAGCAGGCGGCCCGCUCGGCACGACUUCUUUAUGUUCUCCAACAACAGGUAAAAGAGAUUCAAGAAGACAUUGAACGACUACGAAGAGAGAAAACGUGGGAAACCAAAAAGUCAGUUGCUAUUAACAGGCUUGCGGCUGCCCACCGAGGAGCUCUCAGGGCCUUACAGGGGAUCAUCCACCAGCUCUCAGAUCUGUCUCAGAGCAAAGUGCCCCCUCAUUACAAAGAACUGGGACAGCUGAUCCGUCAGCUCUCUUUGUGCUCAGCUAAGGUCGAAGUGUACCGAGGAUCAGCCGUGCCUGAGACAGCCCUUGACAUCUUGCAGAAAUUAGAGACUUUGGAAUCUGCUCUUAGUAAACAAGAGACGUUUGAAAAGAUGCAGGCCCAAGCACGCCCUCCACGCAGGAAGUCUCCUCAUCACAGCACGUCUCCUGAUGCUGGACCCAAGGGUCCCAGCACGUUGAGUCCUCACAAAACCAGGAAACCCAAAAGAGCUGUCACUGGAAGUAGAACAGCUUCACACAAGCCCAGAACUACCUCUCAUCAGCCCAGCCGGAGGGAGGUGCUGAGGGCUGGUCUGCAGAGCCUCGCCCAGCAGAGGGAGCUGAGGGAGCAGCAGGAGCAGGCUCAGACAAACAGCACCUACAGAACAGGACGGCAAGCUCAGAGAAGAAAGCCCGAUGGAACAAAGCUUAAUCAGCAGCAAGAUGCAGGCUUCCAGCAGCCCACAGUUUCCUCCCGGCUCAGAGUGACCCAGCCUCUUCAAAAAGAGCACUCUGUGCCCUGGAUCCCAACGUCCCCUCACUCUCCUCCUCCACAACAUAGGUCUCCACAGAGGGCAAGAGCCGAGCCGCGCUGUCUCUUCCCUCAAGCAAAGCCCUCGCCGAGCCCCCCAAGGCAGCAGGUUGGAGGUGGACUGGAAGCGGAGCUGAUGUUAAGCCCAGCCAAGAAGAAGGAAGCUCAGAAAGAAGCAUUACAGUCUGAGGUGUCGCCCCAGUUGGAUGAAGCACAGGUUGGUGAGCCCAGUAGGAGGAUCAGCCCCUCGCUGAAGAAUCGGCUGUCUGAACAGUUUGCAGAGAGAGCAGCAGAGAGCGCAGAGCGACUGAGCGAGGCGCUGCUGGAGGAUCUGCUGGAGGACACCGCUCAGGUUGUGUGGGCGGCUGCAGAAGACAGACAGGUGGAGGACAUGGCUCAGUGGAGGCUCCAGGCUCCCACCCUAGAGAGCAUGCUGCUUCGUAUGGAGGAGAUGCAAAAGGAUGAAGAUGAAGUGAGAAGGAGGUUUACUUCCAUCGCCUAUUCAGACCCUCUUUUCUGGGAUCGCCCCCGGGCAACAGGUUCCCAGUGCCAUGCUCCGGGCUCCAAGCCAGCCUCUCCCCAACCAAUUAGGCUGACAAAGCCGGUGCUGAAACAGCCUUCUGCGGCGCAUAUCGUCCUAGAAAAACCUACAGACACUGGUUACCUGAUUCUGAACAGCCCGAAACAGGAGGCGUCCGAGGAAGAGCAGCCACCCACCAGAGUCCGUGUGUCGGGCAGAGGCACGGCCGUGUCGGUGCCGGCCAGCACGCUGAGAAACAUCCGCCGCUACCGGGGAGAGCACGACGCCUACCUGCGCGCCACGGCUCACGAGGCCAUCGGCAACUUUAACCCGCAGGCCAUCACAGACAGCCUGGCGGAGGAGCUGCUGGCGGAGGUGCUGGCGGAUGUGUCGGCAGAGUUUCAGGGCGUGGUGGAGGAGUACGCUGAGGCUGUCUUCACCUCAGAGUUCCUCCAGCCCAUCCGGUCUCCCCCCCCCUCGGCUCUGGUCAGCCACUCGGAGGCUCCAGCUCGUUUAUUUCAGUGAUGCCUUGAAAACACAAACUAUCUCGUCUGUUUAUCAUGUUGAAAAAUUUGGAGGUUAAAAAUGUUUUUUUCAUCAAUUUUUUAUUAAUAAUUUUUCAUCAGAGAUUGUAUUUAUUUUAUUUUAAAUUAGAUUUUUAUUAUUCUUCUCUGAGAAGGCAGCAUAUGACUUUAUUUCCAUUACCUCCACGUGUUUUUAAAGACACUGCAGUGCAUGAGAUUGUUGAAAUUGCACAGGGCAGGUCGGUCUCAUCACUUUUUAUGGUCCAUUUGUAUCUGUGAUUGAAUUCCUUUGGGAAAGUUAGUUUAGGGGAGAUAAGCUAUGAGAGACCAUUACAACUUUACAGAGGAUUAAAAGAUUAUAGCCCUCCCUUUGCACUUGGUAUGAAUCUCCCUGAGGAUUAUUCACACUUUCUAUUUUCACUUUGGAACAUAGAAAUAAAUGAAUUGCUUAUGGCAUCCAUCUGAAAGUGUAGAAAGCCAAGGGCAUCAUAUGUUUAAGCUGCUGGAACUUGAUUUCCUCCUUUUGCUUUAACAUCUAAAUAAAGGAUCUCAGUACCGCACCAUUAGUUUGUGAUAUAUGUGAGCCUUUAAAGUGGAUUAGUAUCCGUUUUUAAGGACAUUCUCUGCACUUAUUUCAGUUUAUCCACAACAUCAGUCAAAAUAUGUCCACUAGUUUAUGCGCUGCCAAAUGCUGCAUCGUUAUGGGGAAAAGCGUCAGCUCCAGGCGAAUGAGUAAACAGCUUAGAAGAUGUCUGAACCCCUUCAGAGCCACAUCAAAGUCGAGCAAACAGAACAGUGGGGAGACAUGCAGAUGUUGCGCCGGCCUGUGGGG
Molecule: messenger RNA, 3840 nt
Organism: Menidia menidia (Atlantic silverside)
Lineage: Eukaryota; Metazoa; Chordata; Actinopteri; Atheriniformes; Atherinopsidae
Source: the annotation of a GenBank genome assembly